UCGGUCAGCGCGCGUAUGUCGGAGGGUGCGGUCGCCGUUGAGCCUUCGGACGGUCUGCAGAAGCGGCAGCGCAGUGACCACGAGCCAUGGACAACACAGAUGGAAGCGGGAGUGCCAAGCGGGAAUCAACUGACGAUGGGCGGGCUGACGGUGAGGCUCCGAGCAAGCGACCGAGGAACACUGGUGGAGGCCGUGCUGUUGACUGUCCGUUUUCUGCUCCAGAGCAGAAAUGCUGGUGCCAUCAUUGGCAAAGGUGGUUCCAAUAUCAACAGCCUAAGGAAAGAGUUCAAAGCAAGCAUAUCCGUGCCAGACUGCCCCGGCCCAGAACGGAUCCUUUCCAUCGUGGCUGACCUGGACACGCUUGGCGAAAUUCUGCUCAACAUCAUUCCCAAGUUGGACGACUUUGCUCAGCACACCGGCCAGAACGGAGGCUCGGAGAGUGAAAUGCGCCUGCUCAUGCACCAGAGCCAUGCCGGCUGUAUUAUAGGUCGUGCGGGCUGCCGCAUCAAGGAACUCCGCGAGUCCACUGGGGCCAACAUCAAAGUUCACGGCAGCUGCUGUCCAGGAUCUACCGAGCGCAUUGUCAAAGUCACUGGCUCACCUCCUGUUGUGGUGGAUUGCAUCAAGCAGAUUUGUGACAUCAUUGGAGUGGCUCCUAUCAAGGGCCUGAACAAGCCAUAUGACCCCCACAAUUUUGACCCGGAGUUUGCCCAGGAGUAUGGUGGCUUUGGUGAAGGGGCUGCAGGCGGUGUCUCUGGAGGUGGCGGAUCACUUGCAGGGAUGUCUGUGGGUCCAACUCGUGGCAGCAGCAGCAGCAGAAGUGGCAGUAUGUCCUUUUGGCGAGAUGAGCCUGUGGACGCCUUUGCCCGAGGCAGAGGCCCCAAGCGUGGACCGUGGGGGGAGGCUAGCCCUCAGCUUCCCCCUCAUCCCUUCGCGGACGAGCCAGCACGCCCCUGGCACUCGCCGCCAUCGCUUAGCUCUGGUGGCAUGCACAGGGACCUGCCGCGCUCGUACAGAGGAGGUGGCAUGCCAAGGGGCGGCACUUAUGGCAGGGGAAACUACAAUGGAAGAUAAAAGGCUGCCUUAGCAGGAAAUGGGAAAAAAAUUGGGCUGGUCUUGUUGGUAUACUAAGGUUUUGGCACUGAGAAUAUUUCCACCUCGGAAUGCCUGCCUGCCCGUUGUUUUGCCGUGUCGUUCACUUAAAAAGCUGACUUACACACUUGUUCACACACAGAGGGUAUUGGCUGGCAGCUGGAGGGAUCAUCAUUUUCUUUUUUUUGUUAGUUUUUGUUCUUUAUUUCUUCAUUGCACACCUCAUAAGUAUUGACAGCGUGGAGUUAUGUCAAACUGAUCAGCAGAUUCUUCACACCAUUCAGAGCGAAUUGAAGCCGUCAAAACGUCAUCCGCCCACUUGUUGCAGCAUAGCACCUUUCCAGUGCAAAUAUGCUUUAUUUUUCUUUUAUUUUACCAGAGACUGUUUUAGUUGUUUCGAAGGUGCUGCCGUUUAUCUUUGAUGCUGUGUACAAAAAGAAGAAAAAGGAAUAAAAGCUCUUUAAAUAUGUU
This is a messenger RNA of Dermacentor silvarum, 1563 nucleotides long. RefSeq names its product heterogeneous nuclear ribonucleoprotein K. The transcript has 13 exons. Gene Ontology annotation, biological process: regulation of mRNA splicing, via spliceosome; regulation of transcription by RNA polymerase II. Gene Ontology annotation, molecular function: mRNA binding. Gene Ontology annotation, cellular component: nucleus; cytoplasm. The record is from RefSeq and is a predicted model, not a curated record. The coding region runs from base 16 to 1074 and encodes 352 amino acids. Lineage: Eukaryota; Metazoa; Arthropoda; Arachnida; Ixodida; Ixodidae.